Molecule: messenger RNA, 1752 nt
Organism: Melospiza melodia melodia
Lineage: Eukaryota; Metazoa; Chordata; Aves; Passeriformes; Passerellidae
Gene: VEZF1
Product: vascular endothelial zinc finger 1
Exons: 7
Coding region: 41-1714 (557 amino acids)
Biological process (GO): regulation of transcription by RNA polymerase II
Cellular component (GO): nucleus
Molecular function (GO): DNA-binding transcription factor activity, RNA polymerase II-specific
Source: RefSeq, a predicted model, not a curated record
AGCCGCCGCCGCCGCCGCCCGGGGCCGCGCCGCCCCCGCCAUGGAGGCCAACUGGACCGCGUUCCUCUUUCAGGCACACGAAGCCUCCCAUCACCAACAGCAGGCAGCACAGAACAGUUUGUUGCCUCUCCUGAGCUCUGCUGUUGAGCCGCCCGAUCAGAAGCCGAUUCUGCCCUUACCAAUAACGCAGAAACCUCAGCCUGCACCAGAAACAUUAAAGGAUGCUAUUGUUGGGAUUAAAAAGGAAAAACCUAAAACCUCCUUUGUGUGCACUUACUGCAGCAAAGCUUUCAGGGACAGCUACCAUUUGAGGCGUCACGAGUCCUGCCACACAGGGAUAAAGUUAGUGUCACGGCCAAAGAAAACUCCCACCACAAUGGUGCCCCUUAUCUCGACCAUCGCCGGUGACAACAGCCGGAGUUCGCUGGUUUCGACUAUCGCAGGCAUCCUGUCCACUGUCACUACGUCUUCCUCUGCCACCAACCCCAGCAGCAGCGCCGGCGCCACGGCCAUGGCGGUGACGCAGACGGUGAAGAAGCCCAGCAAGCCCGUGAAGAAGAACCACGCCUGUGAGAUGUGUGGGAAGGCCUUCAGGGACGUCUACCACCUCAACCGGCACAAGCUGUCCCACUCGGACGAGAAACCCUUCGAAUGUCCCAUUUGCAAUCAGCGCUUCAAGAGAAAGGAUCGCAUGACCUACCACGUGAGGUCUCACGAAGGUGGCAUCACGAAACCCUACACCUGCGGGGUGUGUGGAAAAGGCUUCUCAAGGCCUGAUCAUUUAAGCUGUCACGUUAAACAUGUUCACUCAACAGAGAGACCCUUCAAAUGCCAAACGUGCACUGCUGCCUUUGCCACCAAAGACAGACUGCGGACACACAUGGUGCGCCAUGAAGGAAAGGUAUCGUGUAAUAUCUGUGGUAAACUUCUGAGUGCAGCAUAUAUCACCAGCCACUUAAAGACACACGGGCAGAGCCAAAGUAUCAACUGUAAUACCUGUAAACAAGGCAUCAAUAAAACAUGCAUGAGUGAAGAGACCAGCAACCAGAAACAGCAACAGCAGCAGCAACAGCAGCAGCAACAACAGCAGCAGCAGCAGCAGCAGCAGCAACAACAACAGCAGCAACAGCAGCAGCAGCAGCAGCAACAGCAGCAGCAGCAGCAGCACGUAACAAGUUGGCCUGGAAAGCAGGUAGAGACCCUGAGAUUGUGGGAAGAGGCCGUCAAAGCCAGGAAGAAAGAAUGUCAGUUCACCUUUGAGAAGGCUAUAGAGUACGUACCAUUCGAAGCUGCUAACUUGUGCCAAACCUCCACUGCUGCUACUACGCCUGUGACUCUUACUACUCCAUUCAAUAUAACGUCCUCUGUGGCUUCUGGGACUAUCACAAACCCAGUCACAGUGGCAGCUGCAAUGAGCAUGAGAAGUCCAGUAAAUGUAUCAAGUGCAGUUAAUAUUUCCAGUCCGAUGAACUUAGGGCAUCCUGUAACCAUAACCAGUCCUCUGUCCAUGACCUCUCCAUUAACGCUCACCACCCCGGUGAACCUGCCCACCCCGGUGACCGCUCCAGUGAACAUAGCGCACCCCGUCACCAUCACGUCCCCCAUGAACCUGCCCACCCCCAUGACGCUGGCUGGCCCCCUCAACAUAGCCAUGAGACCAGUGGAGAGCAUGCCUUUCCUGCCCCAGGCCUUGCCCACCUCUCCUCCCUGGUAAACAAGUUCUAAACAGUAUUAAAAAGGAUUAAAAUGGAA